AGAAGUGAGUAUUGUAAAUCAAUCAAUCAAAUUUUUCUUCAUCGGAUCUGAAGCUGAAGCAAUUUCCAGGAAAAAUGGAAAAUCUUAAAUUUAAUAUAAAUAAAAUCCUCAGAACUUCGAACAGACAACAAUGGGUCAGUCUUGCUUCUUCAGAGUUCUCCUUGUUUCCUCUCUUUUACUACUUAUAUUCUUCUCUACUGCAAUGGGAAGAAACUUGCGAACUACAAAGUUGUCAGGAGUUCACAGCACUGCUGAGCUAUUUCCUUCCAAGGAUGGCAUUGUGCGGAAUAUGAUCGACCUGAUGGACUACAAUCCACCGCAGUCUAACACCAAUUGGAGUGGUUUCGUCGCGACUCCUCCACAGUCUCCUCCACUUCCAUAAAUUUCCCAAAUAAUGAAAAACUCUUUUCAGUUUCUUUUAAAAACAAAGUUUGAUUUCUUAAUAUUUUGGCAAUAAAUAACAAUAUGUAAUUUUAAAUUUUUAUACUUUGAUUAUUUAAGCUUUACUCAGUGGUGGAAAUUGUGAAUUCAAAAUGUAACAUAAAUUGAUUGGUGGCGCACGGAAAGCACCAUUCUAGUUGAAAAUAUAUCACAUGAAUUGUUGUUUU
Messenger RNA from Raphanus sativus (radish), 608 nucleotides. RefSeq lists its product as uncharacterized. The transcript has 4 exons. Bases 131 to 382 code for a protein of 83 amino acids. The record is from RefSeq and is a predicted model, not a curated record. NCBI's taxonomy places the organism in Eukaryota, Viridiplantae, Streptophyta, Magnoliopsida, Brassicales, Brassicaceae.